CGUUGCUAUUACGUUGUCAAUGAUCAGAUGCACUCGUUCCGUGGCUGCAGUGGAUGCUGGACUAACUCUGGACUCUGGAGACUAGGUCUUUCACACUGUAAAUAGCAUUACCAUCGAAAGUUUCAAAUGCUAAAUAAGGGCUUAGAGAUUUAAGGAUGAAUGGCAAGAUUUACCUAAAUGUCUUCUGUGUUAUCCCCAAGAAUUCAACUAGUUAUCCAAAAAACUUAGCUCUUGCCCAGAAAUGCUGCAAAGAACAUGGAUUCAAUGUUCAUUGGAUCACGGAAGAAGAUUGUAUGAAGUUAGAGCCCUGCAGAAAAGAUCUCUUCAUUUUAACUGCAUUUGAUGGCCUGGUAUUUGAAUUUCUUAAAAGUUGCAAUUCCAAAGUUGUUGGUCCCCAAUAUAUGUUGGCUAUAAUUAACAAUGAAGAACCACUUCCUGAUGUCUCAAUCUCAGUCUUCAGUCUUGCCAUGAAAAGGAUAGUGAUAACAUCAACAGGUUUAUCCUCACAAGAGAAAAAGUCAAUUCAAGAGAAAAUCCAAUUCCUGGGUGGUAAUUACUCACCAGAGCUUUCUGUCAACAUCACUCAUCUCAUUGUCAAAAGUGUGGCCGACUUUAGCCCGAAAUUCAAAGUAGCAGUGGGGAAACGAAUCCCAAGAAUGAUUCCAGAGUGGAUCGACGCCGUUUGGGAUGCAAAUUUAGAAGAAAUUAUCCAUGCAACAGAUCCUAUCUUUGCCUGCUGUAUUUGCCCUAUUUUCCAUGGAUGUGUAGUGUCUACUUCACAAGUCUCGAUCAAAGAGCGUGAUUCCAUUAAGAAAAUUGUCCAAGCCAAUGGUGGCGAAUACUCUGCUAAACUCGAGAGAGGUAAAACGAAUAUUCUCAUCAUAACCUUGGCCGAAGGAGAAAAGUACAGCCAUGCGAGACGAUGGAAGAUCCGUUGUCUCAAACCAGAAUGGAUCCAAGCUUCGUUAGAAAAAGGCUACGCUGUAGAUCCGAAAUGCUUCACUCUAAACGAGACUACCACACUGCCUUCCAAUUGUUCUACCCCGAGAGCCCAUAGUCAUUCUUUUGUGAAUGUCGGCGAUAGUAGCGUGAACACUACCAUUUUUGACGAAAACCAGCAAACAUGUCGACCAAUUAAUGAAACUGCUUUUGAGUAUCCGUGUUCAUUCUCUGAGCCUCAGCGAUACGGUUCUCUGCAAAAAAAAACUCUGGACUGUUUGGAUUUAACUCAAUCUGUUAACGCAGGGCCAUUUCUGAAAGAUUACAAAGUUUUUCUUAGCGGUUUCAGUGGCUUCCAAUUGGAGAAACUUCGGCGGAUUCUCAAAAAUACCGGCUUGGCCCGAUCCUUCGUCAUUAAUACAUCGAUAUCACAUGUUAUCGUCGGGGAAACCGUGAAAGUGGAUUGGGAUCAAUUGAUGAAGUUGGAAAAUAAGCCACACGUCGUGACAGUCGAGUGGCUAGCACAGAGUCUGCGAUUGAAAAGUGCUGCAACCGAAGCCGAUUACCUACACCCAGAAUUCAAGAACCUUUGCAAUUUCAGUGAUACAAAGGGAGCGUCAAACGAUGAUCCACCUAUAGAGAACAUCGAUGGUUCUCUAGACGAGAUGCAGUUUACCUUGCAGCCUUUGAUCAAAGAGCAAAUAGAGGAAGAAGAAUCUGCAAAGCUCCUUCCAAUCCUAUCCGAUUUGACUUUGACAUCUGACAAUCUGAAAACAUAUUCUGUCAAUUCCAUGAAUGGCGUCAUUGCUUCAAACAAUCGAGCUCAAGUGGUAACCAAGAAUUCCAGAUGCUUGGCAACGGAAUCAAUCAUCAAUGAAUCGGCGAACUGUGACACUCCGUCGUAUUUACGCCCUUCAACAAAUGGUACAAAUACUUUACAUGUAACCCCUGAACCCCGGCCAGCUCUUUGUAAUAUGCUCACACCUGAUACUCCAUACGGACGCUUACUCAAUCCGGAUCCUUCACCUGGAACCCGAAAAAUGUGGAAACACGCUUUAGAUAAUCGAGUCCGCUUGACGCCCCGUGUGGAUGAAUCCGUGGAUACUACAGCAUCACCAUAUGAACUUCAUCCUACCGAGAUUUUCCCUGGAAUCAACGAAUAUUUCCAUAAUCUAACCAAGCGAAUACUACGUGAUAGCCUAUCGGCUGGAAAUGCUGCUGAUAAUAAAGAAGCCACGGCUUCUGUAGUCCCAAGACAACCACCUUUUCAGGACGUGGUGAUUUUCUUUGAGGAUAUUGAAUUAGCAGGAGCUGAAAUGAUGAAAAUUGUUGAAUCCCUGGAUGGCCGUGUUUCCUCUGAUCACUGCAAAGAGGUGACGCAUUUUGUGUUCCAAGGUGAAUCGAUCUCGGCUGAGGCGAUUCAGAACGUCAAAAAAUGGCAACAGAAACUCGUAUCAAUUCAUUGGAUCCUCGAUUGCGAAGCUGCUGAUGUCCUCUUAGAAGAAUCUGAUUAUCUACCAUCUUCAUUAAACCAUAUAACGUCGUGCUCUAUCGAUUGCGAUUGGCUUUCUCCUGUCUGUGAAAUUCAUGAAACAAAUGGCGAGUCGCAUACUCAUUUCAGCUUGACCGAAGUUGAAAAAGAAAGACAUCAAGAGUCUUUCACUGAUAACGAUAAUUUAUCUCUUUUGGACGAAUGUUUGGAUAAAAUACCCUCGACUAGCUACAACUAUGUAACAAAAUACGACGACAUGAUUGCCCCUGGAUGUUUAGACAUGUCGCAACCGACUUUUAAAGUUACGACAACUGUCGAACUUAAGCAAAAGCGAACUGAAUUAAGCAAAACGCAGGAGACCAUCGCAUCCCAAUCGGUUGCUCCCGCUUAUUGCAUCAUGUUUUCAGGCAUGUCGCAAGAAGAUCGUGACAGUUGCACAGAAAUCCUUGAAAUCUUAGGCGGAACAGUGGUCAGGGCUAAUCAGUGCGAUCCUGCAUGUACUCACCUUGUCGUUGCUAAACUUAGGUGUAAAGUGAAGCUGUUAACUUCGAUAGCCGCCGGUAAGUGGAUCGUUCAUCCUGGUUGGGUGUACCAGAGUGAAAAAAUGGGUCGUUUGGUUGACGAACGCAAAUACGAAUGGGGCAAUCCCACGUGCAAUGAUUCCAUCUCCACGCAAGAAACGAAAAUUGCUGCGGCUGCUUAUUAUUGGCGCGUCAAUCGCGAUCGAGACUUCCCGGCCGGCCCGUUCCAGGGCAUCACAGCCGCACUUCAUCUAGGCGAUGAAAAUGAUUCUUUCCAGCGUUUACUUGAAGCAGGCGGAGGAGAGGUGGUUCCCCAAAGGUCAGCAUUAGAGGAUAGCAAAACCAAUCUCUGCAUUUUAGAAAACCGUGAAAUUAAGACGAUUCCACUUUCCUUGUAUGCCAGUAAAGGCAUAUAUUGCGUCCCUCCCGUCUAUCUGAGGAGUCUUGUCCUUGCUGUGGGCAAAAAGCUCCAAUGGAGUGAGUCAGUUUUGCCAGUGUUCCGUCCUUAUCUAUCAAGUAUGCCUUUCAGUAGUUCUUAAUUGUUCUAAAAUUAUUAAUCUUUUCCGUGAACUGUUCUUCUUUCACACUGAU
Molecule: messenger RNA, 3543 nt
Organism: Daphnia carinata
Lineage: Eukaryota; Metazoa; Arthropoda; Branchiopoda; Diplostraca; Daphniidae
Product: DNA topoisomerase 2-binding protein 1-A-like
Exons: 5
Coding region: 156-3491 (1111 amino acids)
Biological process (GO): mitotic G2 DNA damage checkpoint signaling; mitotic DNA replication checkpoint signaling; DNA replication initiation
Source: RefSeq, a predicted model, not a curated record